Molecule: messenger RNA, 2714 nt
Organism: Notodromas monacha
Lineage: Eukaryota; Metazoa; Arthropoda; Ostracoda; Podocopida; Cyprididae
Source: the annotation of a GenBank genome assembly
AUGGCCGCGCCCAUGGGAACGAUAAUUCCUGGCAGCAUGAAAGAAGCUGGAGGAGGUCGUGAACAACCCGCGAAAGUCUGGCAGCCAUGGGAUCAAGAUGAUGAUCGCAAGAAAUCGUCUGAAGUCAGUAGUGAUGGAAAGCGACGAGCGGAGAGUCCACUAAGCUUGGUGAAAGAUCCAUUGCCUACCAAGGUUCAGUGUGUGAGAAACCGUGCCCUGGAACCGCUGGGAAGGUGGCCGGGUGAAACUCGUGAGAAUGCAUUGGACUAUUGCAUCGUGAGGUCGGAACGACCCAUUUACGGGGAAGCAAGUUCUAGCACGAGCAGCGGGUGGCCUGCGAGCAUGCGUCCGUUGUUGCCGCCGCCGCCGUACACGAAUCGUGUGAAAGACGUGGUGGACGCCGUGCCGCUGGACAUGCGGAAGAAGCAGCGGGAAGAGUCGCCACCGCCGUUGACUCCCGUCCGACCAUCUGUGAUACCGGCGCCCGUCGCGGUCCUGCCUCCUCCGCCCAGCUAUCCGCAUCAUUCCGAGUUUCGCCGCGCCCGGGUUGGCUCGGGCGAAGUGACUUCCAUGACCGGCGGAUCCAAGCGUCCUCCCGCUGCUACCGACCUGCGGAGAGAGACGCCACCCCCUCUUACUGUUUCCUCCAUCAUCGGAAGCAGUGAUCCUGUGAUAGACGAUCAUUUCCGGCGCUCGUUGGGCCCGUCCUACCAGAAGUUGUUCUCUUCCCCCGCGAUCUCAUCUUCAUCGGAAGCUGCUUUGAAUUCCGCUUCCGCGGCUACCUCUUCAUCUUCGGUCUCUUCUUCCUCUUCAAACCGUUCCUCGCCAACCUCCAGCGUCACAGGACUAUCAGUGGAUGACCAUUUCGCAAAAGCGCUGGGGUGCGAAACCUGGUCUCGGAUCCGAGCGGGAACAGCGUCUUCAGUGUCCCCGGGCAGCGGGGAGAAGCCGUGCUCUCCGGAAACCCUCAGCUCAACAUCCGUGGACACCAAGAAUCUUAUAUCCGCGUGAACAGAAGACAAGAAAAAAGACAGAAAACUUAAGCAUUUCAAAUUCCCGACUUGAAAAAAAUAAUUGUGGAGUUCGCGAGUUUGCGCGCAUCCGUCCAUACGGUGGCCUUUUUGAACAUUUGAAGCCUUGUAAUGUUCUCGACCGGGUGUAGAGUAGGUGGUCUUUCGGUGUACAAUUAUGUUUUUGGAUUGUUGUCGCGAUCAAUUCUGCCUCAAUUGUAAUUCUCAUCCUCCUCUUCUUUUUUUUUUCUUCGUUGUGCGCUCUCACCAGAGGUUCUUCGUUACAUUCUCUAGUUUCAUACGAGAUGUCGCUUCAGGACGGCGUUCUUCACUUCCAUGUAUCCAUCCGUAAACGUUUUAGUCUGGCAUCUGCUAUUAAUUUUCAGCUUUCUUUUCUGAUUUCAUGAGCACCUGUCGUGAAAUUUCAUGUCUAUUGAUGCAGCCAGUUUGUGCAAUUUCUGAGAAAUGCCUUUCAGAAACCCAUUCGAGAGCCAAAAAAGACACAUUCCAAAUAAUUCUUCAGCGAACCGGACACAAGGGAAGAACGCUAAUCGAGAAGUGCAGCAAUCUUCAAGAAUAUUCUCAUGGCUGGUUAUUGAUUCAUCAUACUCGUGUUGCUGCUGGCUAACGCGUUAAUGGCAAUAUCUAAAUGUAUUUUGAGCAGUUGUGGGGGAAGAAUAUCAUGUAAUAGGAAGUAUUUUUUUAUCAUUCAACUGUCAGCAAAUUUACUGCAAGCUUUGAAUAUUGCUUAAAUUGCUUGUGCGAGAAAUGAAAAGAAAGUCGACGAAAGUUUGUCGAAGCUGUACUGAUGGAUUCUUUCAGAGGGUAGAUGUCAUACUGAAGCGGCACUUGGAGCAUAAAUAAUGUCCUCUUCUUACCUGCUUGAGACUCUUAUUUUAUGGAGAUGUAGUUCUGCAUUUUCAUUGAUUUCCAGACGCGUUUUCUUGGCGUCGUUCGCGUUCGGUUUUUUCAACCUCAACAUUUAUUCACCGGUUUACGCUUUGUUCAGUUCAAAAGCUCCUGUGGUUUAUCUCUUGAGCUUCUCAUUGGUCUCAAGACUUGUAUUUUUUGUCGAAACUGCUCAAAAAACUUGUAUUUUGUUUAGAUCCAGACCGAGAGAAGAAAGGGAAGAAACUCUGGCGAGAGCUUGAUGAGAAAAAGACAGGAAAAAAUUACCGUGUCUCUGUUGUAACCCACACGUGCCUGCGCCCUCGUUUUUCGGAUUGUGGUUGCAACUUUUCGGUGGGGGCUUCUCGAGUGUGCCUUGCAUUUGUUUUCGGUCGGAAAUCUCAUGACUUUAUGUAAGACGAGCGGGAUGCUCUUGAAAUUUUUUCGACGCUGAGAAAAAGAAGACGCGAGAAUCUCCGUUGUCGCGCAAAAUCUGCAUUCCUCUUCAGUGUUCAUAACUCAGAUCCGCGUGUUAUGUCCGAUUUUUUUUAUAAUGGCACAAGCUCGUAGUUAUCGGCACGGUGGUUUCGAUUUUGUUACGUAGGACUCGAGAGGGAGGAAAGAGUGUUGUUUUUUUUUUAGGGGGAGUAGAUUUCGUGGCAGUUCGACUUGCGGGAAGUUGUUUUUUUUUGUGUGUUUACUUUCCUUGUGGUACUCGUGAAUCCAAAUCCAUCCAUCUGAAGUGCUUGGCCAAGUAAGGAGCGGAGAUUAAGAGGAAACUAUGUAGACGAAUAUAUUUGCAUCAUUUCAUCGAAA